AUGAAGGCGCGGUCGUUGGAAUUGCCGAUGGGUAUGCUCAAGCAACGGGACAAACGGCGAAAUGCGAUGGGGGCAUUGAGUAAUGCAUGGAAUUCUCAUACACCUUUGGUAAUUACAGCAGGCCAACAAACGCGAACGAUGAUGGGUGUUGAAGCGCUAUUAACAAAUAUUGAAGCUGCUCAAUUACCAAAACCUUUAGUUAAAUGGAGUCAUGAACCAGCAAUUGCAAAUGAAGUACCACACGCGAUUAGUCGAGCAAUACAUAUUGCUGGUGCAGAGGCUGCCGGGCCGGUAUAUGUUUCCAUACCUUAUAAUGAUUGGGAUAUUGAAGUAGAUGGAGAAAAUGAACAUUUGCUUAAAAAGAACGUCACCAGUUCACAGUGUUUAUCAGAGCAAGAUUUAUUAUUUAUAAGUCAUAAAAUAAAUUCAGCUCAAAAAGUCGCUUUAGUUCUAGGUACGGAUGUAGAUCGACAAUUUGCCAAUCUUAGUGCAAUCCGUUUCGCAGAAGCAUUAAACGUUCCUGUUUGGGUUGCGCCAUCUUCACCAAGAUGCCCAUUUCCAACAACGCAUGCCUAUUUUCAGGGGAUUCUACCAGCAAGUAUUGCGGUAUUUGGUGCACCUGUAUUUCGUUAUCACCAGUAUGAACCUGGUCAAUAUCUAUCUGAACAUACAGAACUCAUUGCAUUCACUUGUGAUAUUCAAGAAGCAGCUCGGGCCGCAAUGGGUUUAUGCUAUGUGAGUGAUUUAGGCGAUAGCCUGACACGAUUAAGUCAGAAAGUUCAUGCAAAAACUGAUACGGUAGUUCACCGUCAUACAAUAGAACUGUCUCAGCCAAGUGAAAAUGGCUAUAUAAAGCCAGAAAGGCUGUUUGAUAUGCUUAAUAUUCUCGCGCCAGACGGCACGAUUUAUACAAAUGAAUCUACUUCAACAACCAAUGCAUUAUGGGAUCGUUUAAGCCUUACUGAACAAGGAAGUUAUUAUUUCGCAGCUGCGGGUGGCCUUGGUUUUGCUAUGCCUGCUGCGAUCGGAGUUCAGUUGGCACAUAAAACUCGUAGAGUAGUAGCACUGAUUGGAGAUGGUUCAGCAAAUUAUAGUAUUACAGCAUUAUGGACUGCUGCUCAGUAUAAAAUUCCAGUGAUCUUUAUUAUCUUAAAAAAUGGAACGUAUGGUGCACUGCGGUGGUUUGCAGGGGUUUUAAAUGCUGAACAUGUUCCUGGUAUGGAUGUCCCAGAUAUUGAUUUUACACACAUUGCCAAAGGCUAUGGUGUAGAUGCGUGUAGUGUAACGAAUGACAGUGAUUUUAUUUCCGCUUUUAACAAAGCAGUCGAUUCAGAGCAACCGACUUUGAUUGAAGUCGUGACAGCUGAGUUAAAAUUGCAUCAAUUAUUUAAUCCACAGCAGAUACUUAUUGAAGAUGUUGAUAAAAGCUUUUAUUUAAAAGGUUUUCGUGUUGGCAAGGGUGAUGCACUUGCUGUGGUUAUUCCUUAUAGUUUAUUCCAGCUAUGGCAAGUUAUUGAAUUUGGAGUCAAACAUAAUUUAAUCAUAAUUUUGCAAGCAUCUAAUACAGGUGUAACUGGUGGUUCUACACCACAUUCUAAUGAUUAUGACCGAGAAGUUAUUGUUGUAAGUACAAUGAAACUCAAAGGUAUGCAGUUAUUGGAUGAUGCCAAACAAGUUAUUGCGUUUCCAGGGACAACACUUACAGAAUUGGAAAAUGCGCUGAAACCUCAUCAACGCGAGCCCCAUUCAGUCAUUGGUUCAUCUUGUAUCGGAGCGUCUGUAAUUGGUGGAAUUUGUAAUAACUCAGGAGGUUCAUUAAUUCGUCGAGGCCCAGCGUAUACUGAAAAAUCUUUAUUUGCUCAGGUUGAUGGAAGUGGAAAGUUAAAACUCAUUAACCAUCUGGGCAUUUACUUGGGGGAAGAUCCAGAAGAAAUUCUAAGAAAUCUAGAACAAAAAAACUAUGAUCUACAAAAAGUUAACUUAGUGCAUGGAAAAAUUUGGGCUGAAAAUUAUGCCAAGACACUACGAGAUAUAACUUCCCCAACAGCGACUCGCUACAAUGGAAAUCCUGAGUAUUUACAUGAAAGCUCGGGCUGUUCAGGGAAACUAGUCGUUUUUGCAGUCAGACUUCCAACUUUUGAAGCAGCAGAAGAGGCAACCACAUACUUUAUUAGUAGUAAUAAUGAGACCGAAUUAAUAGAUUUAAGACGGUAUCUAUUAACAGAAAUGACGACUUUACCGAGUCAGGCUGAGUAUAUCCAUCGGCAUGCAUUUGAUUUAACACAACGUUAUGCAAAACAUAUGUAUAAGGCGAUUGAUAUUUGGGGCGCUGAAAAGAUUCCAGCCUUAUUUAAAUUUAAAGCGCACAUAGAUCAAUUUUUUAGAAAAUUCCCUCUUUUUCCCAAUAAUUUUACAGAUCGUUUGAUUCAACUAUUUAAUCGUUUAACCCCUUCAUGGAUCGAACCGCGUUUGCAAGCAUCCAAUCAACAGUAUGAACAUCAUUUAAUGAUUAAAGUUGAUCAACAGCAAAGUGAUGAAUUACGAGAGCUAUUGAAUCAUUUUUUUAAUGGCUCUAAAGAUCAAUUUUUCCAAUGCACUAAAGCUGAAGAAAAAAAUGCUUUUCUUAUCCGUUUUGCUGUAGGUGGUUGUGUGGUUUAUUACUGCGAAAGUACGGGAAUUGAUCCAAAUCAACGCUUAGUUUCUUUUGAUGUUGCUUUUCGACGGAAUGAUGAUUGUUGGUCAAUAGAUUUACCAGACUAUUUAAAACAACAAGUCAUGAUGGAGAGCUGUUGUGGUCAUUUUUUCUGUUUUGUUUCACAUCAGGAUUACUUACUUAAGGAAAAUGUUGAUGCGAUCCAAUUUAAGCAUGACGUACUUGCAUACUUAGAACAGCGUGGAGCCAAAUACCCCGCUGAGCAUAAUGUCGGCCAUUUGUAUAAAGCUUCUCUCGAUUAUCAGAUUCAUCUUAAAGAAUUAGAUCCAACCAAUAGUUUUAAUCCUGGUAUUGGCAAGACAAGCAAAUAUAAACAUUGGCAUUAA
Messenger RNA from Oppiella nova, 3039 nucleotides. The record is from the annotation of a GenBank genome assembly. Lineage: Eukaryota; Metazoa; Arthropoda; Arachnida; Sarcoptiformes; Oppiidae.